GCUUCAAAGUAGCAAAACCAAGAUGGAAGAGUUUAGCUCCUCAUUUGGAGACUAAACAUGAUAGAAAAUAUAAAGAAAACACUAAUCUAAACUGAGCUAAAGAGUAUAUGUGAAUUGGUGAUUAAAAGUGAAGGAAAAUGGGGUUAUUUAUAGGUGUUUUCAACACCUAAUGCCGGAUACCCGGCCGGGUAUUAUAUUUGCUAUACCCGACCGGGUAUUUGUCAAAUCAAAUCUUUUUCCCAUGUUCUGGUGUUCUUUUGCACGUUCGUUUGCCCGAAAUCACUUCAUACCCGACCGGGUAUAGGGAAUACCCGACCGGGUAUUUGAUAAAACUUCCCAGAAGCUUCGUUUUUCACCUUAUACCCGACCGGGUAACUCACCAAAUCACAUUUUUUGCAUGAUUUCUUGCUCCCUUGCACCUUCCUUUGAUCUUAUAAGAUAUCUUCCAUGCUCCUUUGUUGUAGACCAAUUUAUUCAAGCUUAAGAUCUAAAACAAAUAAAUUACAAUAAACUAGGAAAAAUAAAGUAUUACACCAAAAGUGUGUAAUUUCUCAAACAACAAUAAAUAAAACUAGUUAAAAUUACAAAUAUAAACCAUAACAAUUCUAUACUAUCACCCAACUAUCCACCAAGAAGAGAAGGAAAGUUCUCAGGUAAAGAUAAUGUUCUCUGUUAUAACUGUAGAGAACCAAGACAUUACAAGAGUGAAUGUCCAUUCCCAAGUAAGUUAACAAGUAUCAAGAACAACCAAUACCUAAGAGUAACUUCAAACAACAAACCUUCAAAAGCAAAAGACAAGCUUUUGUAAGUGAAAAGAAAGAAAAACUCAAUGAGGAAAGUGAUGAAAGCUCGAAUGAUGAAAGCACCAAUUCUGAAAGCUCGGAAGAAGCAUUGUUCUAUCUAUGGCUCAUAAUCAGUAGCCAACGGUUGCAAAACAGCUUCCUACUGCAGACUUCACCAACCAUUGCAACUCACAACCAGAUGUCUCAUGGCAAGAUCUGAUGACAAUGAUGAGGCCGAUUUGUUGCAUUUGAGAAGGCUCAUACUUUGGAUGCGAAUUCAAUUGGACGUGGUGUUAGACAAUACAAGACUUACCUGUUAAGCUUAGUACAAAAGGAAAUAUAUAUUCCAAAUCAAAGUAAAUAUGCACUAGAUUAUUACAAGAAGUACUAUGAGGAAAAUAUCAAAGAUGGCCACCUGACAAAAAAACCAGAAGAGAUGGUGAAAAUGUGUCAAAUUGCAAGCGUAUUGUAUGAUGUUUACUUGACAUUCGAGAUAGAUAAAUCACCUAGAGAUUUGGAUCAAGAGGCAUGCAUGUAUGCCAAAGAUGUAGCAGAGAAAAAAAAACAGUAUGAGCAGUAUAAUAUUCUUCCAAUUUAUGCCAUUGCCGUUAAACCUGCCAUAAUGGAACUUCUUGAGAUCAAACAAUCACUGGCAGCUAUUCGAAUGCCUGAAAAAAAUGACAUUUUUGAAUGGCUGGGAUUGACCUUUGGAUUCCAGAAAGCAAAUGUAGCAAAUCAAAGGGAGCACUUAGUACUGCUGCUUGCUAAUAUGCACAUCAGAGAUAAGAGCUUACAUGGCAACGACUACGAAUUCAGCAACACGGUUAAAAAACUGUAUGACAAAAUAUUCAAAAACUACAAUUCAUGGUGCAAAUAUUUGCAUCGCCCAUCAAAUAUCAAGAGGGUGACUACAGUCUCACAGGAUGGUAGUAAGCAGCAACAGCUAGAUCUUGUUUACGUUGGUCUUUAUCUCCUUAUUUGGGGUGAAGCUUCAAAUAUCCGAUUCAUGCCAGAAUGUCUCUGCUAUAUAUUCCACUGUAUGUCUGAUGAGGUUGAAGGACUUUAUGGCAAUGUGAGUAAUGUCUCUAGAGCUUCAAAUCAGACUGAGCCUCCUGGUGAGGAAUCAUUUCUAAAGAAUGUUGUGACACCUAUAUAUAAUGUGAUAUCAGAGGAAGCUAUGAGACACAAAAGUGGGAAAGCAAGUCAUUCAGCUUGGAGAAAUUAUGAUGAUCUGAAUGAAUACUUCUGGUCUGAUAAAUGUUUUGACUUGGGAUGGCCAUUGAAAAAAGAUGCUGACUUUUUUGUGCACUCAUAUGAUGAUCAAGGAACAAAUGCGUACCUGAGAUUCAAGUUGUCAGCAUCCACAUGUCUGUAUUACAAUAAGUCACUAUCUAAUGGACCAUAACAAUGUUGCUACAAGGAAGAGGAAGCCAAAGACAAAUUUUGUUGAAAUUCGAACCUUUUGGCAUCUCUAUAGGAGUUUCGAUCGUUUCUGGACAUUCUUUAUAUUGGCUCUCCAGGCGAUGAUUAUUAUUGCAUGGAACGAUUCAGGAUCCCUUUCUGAGAUUUUUGAUGAAGACAUGUUCAAAAGCAUUUUGAGCAUUUUUAUAACUGCUGCUAUUCUGCACUUUUGGCGUGCUAUUUUGGAUAUAAUCCUCAGCCUUAAUGCGUGGAGGAGCAUGAGAUUUACGCAGAUACUUCGCUACCUUCUGAAACUUGUGGUCGCCGCACUCUGGGUGGUUCUUUUGCCUAUUACUUAUUCUAAAUCUGUUCAGAAUCCGACUGGAGUUGUGCGGUUUUUCAAUAUUUUAGGAGGAAUUAUACCAAACCAGUCAUUAUUCUACUACUGUGUUGCUAUAUACUUGAUUCCAAACAUAUUGGCCGCAUUUCUUUUUAUGUUUCCUUGUAUGAGAAAAUCCAUGGAAAAAUCAAACUGGCGUAUUGUUGUGCUACUAAUGUGGUGGUCUCAGCCAAAGUUGUAUAUUGGAAGAGGCAUGCAUGAAGACAUGAUCUCUCUAUUCAAGUAUACGUUUUUCUGGAUCUUUCUGCUCAUCAGCAAGUUGGCAUUCAGCUAUUAUGUGGAGAUUUUGCCAUUAGUUCAACCUACAAAGAUUAUCAUGAAUAUUAAAGUGACUAACUAUGAAUGGCACGAGUUCUUCCCAAACUUGGCAAAUAAUAUUGGUGUUGUGGUCGCAAUUUGGAGUCCAAUUGUUCUGGUCUAUUUUUUGGAUACACAAAUAUGGUAUGCUAUAUUUUAUACAAUUGUAGGAGGGAUUACUGGAGCAUUCAGUCACCUUGGUGAGAUUAGAACACUUGGGAUGCUAAGGUCUAGAUUUGUAUCUAUUCCAUCAGCUUUCAGAGAACGCCUUGUGCCACAUUCAAAAGAGGAGCACGAACAAGUCAAUGGAGAUGAUUUGUUGGAACGAAAGAACAUUGCAAUGUUCUCUCAAAUGUGGAACGAGUUCAUAGUAUCAAUGCGAAUGGAGGACUUGAUCAACAAUAGGGAAAGAGAUCUCCUUCUUGUGCCAUACUCAUCAUCGAGUAAAAUUAAAGUUAUCCAAUGGCCUCCAUUCUUGCUUGCAAGUAAGAUCCCGGUAGCAGUGGACAUGGUAAAAGAUUUUAAUGGAAUUGACGAUGCUGAACUAUUCGGGAAGAUUAAGAGUGAUGAAUUCAUGCUUUCGGCUUUGAUUGAAUGCUUUGAAACACUCAAGGGCUUAUUGACUGAAAUAGUGGAAACUGCUGAUGACAAGAGGAUCAUUGAGCAGAUAUUUGACGAAGUAGAUGACAGCAUAAAAGAGAAAAAAUUUCUUAGAAGAUUCAAUUUGAAAAAGCUCCCUUUACUGAACAAUAAAUUGGAGACGUUUUUUGAUAUUAUGGUAAAUGACAGUGAAGUCCAUGGGGAUGAGACGCAGAGAAAGUCACGACUGGUAACUCUCCUCCAGGAUGCUUUUGAAAUUUUCAUUCAGGAUGUGAUGGUUGAUGGAAAUAAAAUCAUGAAAGGAUCCCAGAAAAAAAUGAAAGGCGAGGAAAAAUUUCAGAAUAUAAACAUGAAAAUAUGUAAGACAUCUUGGUGGGAAAAGGUUGUUAGGCUCCAUUUGCUAUUGACAGUAAAGGAGUCUGCAAUGAAUGUGCCAAUGAAUUUAGAAGCGCGUCGAAGAAUGACCUUUUUUGCGAACUCUUUGUUCAUGAAAAUGCCAUCUGCCCCAGAAGUUCGAAAUAUGCUGUCUUUCAGUGUUCUAACUCCAUAUUAUAAAGAGGAAGUUAAGUAUUCUAUGGAUGAACUUAACAAGGAAAAUGAAGAUGGCAUAUCAACUCUCUUUUACCUUCAGAAGAUCUAUCCAGAUGAAUGGAAGAACUUUCAGGAUCGCAUUGACAAACUACACCUUAAACCGGGUGAUGAGAAGGAGAUUGAAGUCAUUGAACUCACUCGGCAAUGGGUUUCCUACAGAGGCCAGACACUUUCCAGAACUGUAAGAGGAAUGAUGUACUAUAGGAAAGCUAUUGGGCUUCAGUACUUCCUUGAGAAUGUGGAUGAUAAAGAUAUAUUUGGCGGCUAUCGUCGUACAAUGGAUAUAAAUAAUCCUGAGUCUGGACUGAAUGAAGUAGAAAAGGCAUGGGCAGAUUUGAAGUUCACCUAUAUUGUCUCUUGUCAGUUGUAUGGUAGUCAGAAGAAAUCCAAGGACGCAAAAGAGCAUAAUCUUUACGCAAAUAUUCUUAAUCUCAUGUUGGAGCAUCCAUCAUUGCGUGUUGCUUAUAUAGAUGAAAAGGGAGAGACAGUUGACGAUAAAGAAGAAAAGUUUUACUACUCCGUUCUUGUCAAGGGAGGAGAUAAGUUGGAUGAGGAAAUAUAUCGAAUCAAGCUUCCUGGUCCUCCAGUAGUAAUUGGUGAAGGAAAGCCUGAAAAUCAAAAUCAUGCCAUUAUUUUCACUCGUGGAGAAGCCCUUCAGACCAUAGACAUGAAUCAGGAUAACUAUUAUGAAGAAGCAUUCAAAAUGAGAAAUGUAUUGGAGGAGUUCACGAAAACUCAUCACGGGCAACGUAGGCCAACAAUAUUAGGAUUGAGGGAGCACAUUUUUACUGGAAGUGUCUCUUCACUCGCAUGGUUCAUGUCCAAUCAGGAGACUAGUUUUGUAACUAUUGGACAGAGAGUUAUGGCAAGCCCUUUAAGGGUGAGGUUCCACUAUGGCCAUCCUGAUAUAUUUGACAGGAUCUUUCACUUGACAAGAGGUGGCAUAAGUAAAGCCUCAAAAACUAUUAACUUGAGUGAAGACAUAUUCUCAGGUUACAAUUCAACAUUACGAGGAGGGUAUGUGACACAUCAUGAAUAUAUUCAAGUGGGCAAGGGACGUGAUGUGGGGAUGAAUCAAAUAUCUCUUUUUGAAGCAAAGGUUGCAAAUGGAAAUGGUGAACAAACGCUUAGCCGUGAUGUAUACAGGCUUGGACGCCGGUUUGACUUCUAUAGGAUGUUAUCAUUCUACUUCACCACCAUUGGUUUCUACUUUAGUAGCAUGGUUACUGUGUUAACCGUUUAUGUAUUUCUAUAUGGCCGUUUGUAUAUGGUCUUGAGUGGGUUGGAAAAAUGGAUUCUGGAGGAUCCUUCUGUUAGUGAGGCUAAGGCUCUCGAAGAGACUUUGGCGACCCAGUCUGUGUUUCAGCUAGGUUUAUUACUAGUAUUUCCUAUGGUAGUGGAAAUUGGAUUGGAGAGAGGAUUUCUCACUGCUAUUGGAGAUUUCAUAGUAAUGCAAUUGCAACUUGCUUCUGUUUUCUUCACGUUCCAGCUAGGAACAAAAGCGCAUUACUAUGGCAGAACUCUUCUACAUGGAGGUUCCAAGUACCGGGCUACUGGUCGUGGUUUUGUUGUUUUCCAUGCCAAGUAUGCUGAUAACUACAGACUCUACUCUCGCAGUCACUUUGUGAAGGGUCUCGAGCUGUUGAUGUUGUUAGUUGUUUAUGAAGUUUAUGGGGAAUCAUAUCGGAGUUCCAAGCUGUACUGGUUUAUAACUGUAUCGAUGUGGUUUUUAGUUGGGUCGUGGCUGUGUGCUCCUUUCGUGUUCAAUCCAUCUGGAUACGACUGGCAGAAAACGGUGGAUGAUUGGACUGACUGGAAGAGGUGGAUGGGGAACCGUGGUGGCAUUGGGAUUUCUGCUGAUAAAAGUUGGGAAUCCUGGUGGGAUGAAGAACAAGAACAUCUGAAUCACACCAGUAUAAGGGGUAGAUUGCUUGAGAUCAUCCUUUCACUUCGGUUUUUCAUUUACCAAUAUGGAGUUGUCUAUCACCUUGAUAUAGCUCAUGGAAGCAGGAGUGUACUGGUGUAUGGACUUUCUUGGUUUGUUAUGGUCACUGUUCUUCUUGUCCUUAAGAUGGUUUCAAUGGGAAGGCGGAGAUUUGGCACUGACUUUCAGCUCAUGUUCAGAAUUUUGAAGGCACUUCUAUUCCUUGGUUUUUCAUCCGUCAUGACUGUGCUUUUUGUGGUCUGUGGCCUCACUGUGAGCGAUUUAUUUGCCGCUCUUCUGGCCUUUUUGCCCACAGGCUGGGGUCUUCUACUUAUUGGACAAGCAUGCAAGCCGUGUCUAAAACGGGUCGGAGUGUGGGACUCAGUGCGGGAGUUGGGAAGAGCAUAUGAGUGUAUCAUGGCACUUGUAAUCUUCUUGCCUACAGUCAUCUUUUCUUGGUUCCCAUUUGUUUCAGAAUUCCAGACAAGGUUGCUCUUCAAUCAAGCUUUCAGCAGAGGCCUCCAGAUUUCCAUGAUUCUUGCAGGGAGGAAAGAUGAUUUAGCCAGCAAAUAACACCCGCCCUCAAUUGCUUUCCAGAUGCAAAAAUAGAAAUAGCAAGUAUUCUUAGGCACUGUUAGGCUAAUUAUUGUUUUGUUAUUUACAUGCUUCAGCUGGAAGGCUUACAAUAGUUUAUAUUAUGCAAGUUUUUUGUUUUCGUAAUUGUGAAAUGAAUCAGUAGAAAGUUGUCAAAUUAUAAUUGGUACAUUUAGUCCUUAAACUUCAUGAAGUUCACAUUUAAGUAAUUUUGGGAAACUAAUAAAAACUACGAAAACUGCUCAAGGC
Molecule: messenger RNA, 6838 nt
Organism: Cuscuta epithymum
Lineage: Eukaryota; Viridiplantae; Streptophyta; Magnoliopsida; Solanales; Convolvulaceae
Source: the annotation of a GenBank genome assembly